AUGCUCCCAAAAAUCUGUUACUUCCUAUUCUACCUCUUCCUCACCCUCGUCGCAGCCACCCCGGUGGCAUUGGAAGAGAGAGCCCCCAAGCAGGCCCCCUCAGAUCUCGGCAUCAAGCGCCAGGUAAUCGACAACGUCAACAAGCCUCCCAAAGCAAGCAAAAGUCAAUUCAUCGAGUACUCCUCCAUCCUCACCUUCAAGGACGGUAGCAAAAUCACCAAUGACCAUAUCGUCGGACUCGCCAAAGCCGCCUGGGAGGAGAUGUACAACGAGCACAUGAAGAAAGACAAGAACAGCGUUGACGUACCCAGCGUCAUGACUGCAAUGAAAGUCGGUAAUGAGGUCUAUCUUGCGUCUAGCAUGAAGGGCGGCCAUAGUCGUUAUAUCUACGUGGAGAGGGAGGAUGGAAUGAAGCCUGAUUCUGGGAAGAAGACUCCUGGUACUGAUAAGAAGCCUGGCUCGGAUAAGAAGAAUCCUGGAGACAAGAAGAAUCCUGGAGACAAGAAGAAUCCUGGAGACAAGAAGAAUCCCGGUUCAGACAAGAAGACUCCUGCGGACCCGCCAGCGGAGUUCUAUGGUGAAUUCACGAGUGUUUUAAAGGACAAUGCUAAGGAUGUCAUGGAAGCCUUGAUCGACGUCAGCAAGCAGAGCCAGGGCCACAAGAAUGGUAAGACCGCCGCGGUGGAACAGGCGGCAACGAGCUCAGCGAAUGGUCAAGGUUCGAAGAACACAAAGGGAGGAAACCCUCCUAAAGAUCCCACCAUCCUCCAGCAUCGGACUAGUGCCAGCUGUGGCGAGAUCAUGGUAUCUCUCGAGUAUCGCUUAGCUCACAAGCAAGACACGCUGAGAAGGAAGACUCCCAAGCCCAAGAUUGUUGCAUGGGCUGGGAAUAAGAAGACGGGAAAAGGGGGCAAGAUCAUGGAUCCUUGUGGUAAAAAUUCGGGUAAGCAGGACAAUGAUGCAUGCGGCGAGAAUUGGGGUUGUGCUGCUUUUACCGGGCCAGCAGGCAUGGAUUUCGAUGUUAUCCGGUCGACCAACCCGAUUGAUCCUAGCACCAAGGGCUUUCCAGAGUUCACCCAUAGGAAUGUGGACUUUCCCACGCCUGCCAAGAUUCCGUCGCAGUGA
Messenger RNA from Aspergillus oryzae RIB40, 1125 nucleotides. RefSeq lists its product as uncharacterized. Bases 1 to 1125 code for a protein of 374 amino acids. NCBI's taxonomy places the organism in Eukaryota, Fungi, Ascomycota, Eurotiomycetes, Eurotiales, Aspergillaceae. The record is from RefSeq and is a predicted model, not a curated record. The transcript has a single exon.